GUGGGCAGGGCUGGGAGAGGCCUGGAUGUCUAUAUUAAAAUCAGGCAGCAGCCUAUAGAUCACUCAGUCUCUAUAUAUAGGUCUAGAAAAUCCACCCUAGAGUUAUCUGCAAACAGUUCUGAACCACAGCUCUAUCAAGAGAGUAUCAAGAUGGCUGAAGAGACAGUUACCACAGAGAUGGAUAUCCAAGACCCCAUUGUGUUCCUUACUUCACUAAGAAAAGCAUGCCCAGAUGUCAUCUCACUGCUUAAUUCCAAGCAGGCCAGGCUGUUGAGCAAGUCACCAACUGAGCCGUAUGAUCCUAAGGACAUCAAUGAGCAAUACUUGGUGGACAUGGCAUCGUUCUUUGGAAUGAAUCAGAGGGUUGAGGACGCAGAGCGAGCACUCCGGACCCACCUCCUUGUACCCAAUAAAGUGAAGGAAGAGGUGGAUGUGGCUAGCUUCAUUAUCAAGAUCCAGGUCUUAGGAAAGAUUUCCAAACAAUUUGAGAAGGUCAUUACCUCGAAAGUCAAGGCCACGGUCAAGGAACACGGAGAACUGUUUCUCCCACGCAUCAUCCGUCUGUGCAAGAAGUUAGAAUUCACCGAAAACGAGACAAGAAUCGCGACCUAUUCGCUUGUCAUACAGUCCGGCUACGAUCGUGAUGGGCGUUUGAGCGGAUACGGAGCAGACGUCCUCUCCACCUGUCAGUUCCUCAGCAUCCCUCUACAAGAAAUGCUCGUCUUCUUGGAUCAAGAGCGCAAGCACAUGCAACAAGGCUUCUUCCCCGAUGUGCAGGACAGCUACAUCCUCAACAGCAGCGUGACCUACGACUCUGACUUCUGCAAAGCUCUAAUGGGGACGCAACUGAAGGCAACAGAGUUCCUUAAGAUAGAGCAGACAAUACUGGCUGACGUGAUAGCAGAGGAACCUGGUAACCAACACUACCGAGAGGAGGACAUCACCUCCCCCACCACUGGCAAAGAUGACCAACCUGAGGUUACCCCUGGUGACGAGACUCCACCCACAAUAGACGAGGACGAGAGUGAAGACCCAGCACAUCCCAUGGCUAUUCCAGUGGACACAGCCGAGGAUCAUGACCCAACACUGGAAACACCAGCUGCAAAGGUGAAGUUGCCCAAGGUCAAAGCUGGUGCUGAAGAUGAGAUGGAUUUGGACCAGUUGUUGAGGCAAGAAAGAGCGAGAGAAAAACAACGGAAGGAGGAUGGGGUCGAGGAAGACGAGCCGGAAGUGUCAGUGGAAGAUGAGGACACUGAUAAGUUGAAGCCAUACAAGAAGGAUCUCGACUAUCUGGACGAUCAUUUCCAGCUGAUAGGGUUCAAACUAAAGGUCAAGGGGAUGGACACGCGUAUAGAGAUGGAGGAGCAGUACGAUGAUGGCUACCGUCAGAACCAGCGCUAUCAGCGACAGAGGAGAGAGGCGGUGACAAAGGCCAAGGUGCAGGAGAAGAAGUGUGCCAAGAGGCUCACGCUGACGAGGGCUAACGGGUCGUGGUUGCCUCGUCUCGAGAGAAUGGUGGAGUCUCGUAAACUGUGUGACUUUGAGAAGAAUGUGCUCUUGUUGCUCAUUGGGAGCGUCAUACAACCAAACAAGUUCCAGAACUUCGAGGUUCGGAUCAGCCCUAACUUCGCCCAGGUGGGGGAGGUGCUGCGUAUCUUCUGUGAGGACCUGGAGGAACAGAUACAGCAUCGGAGGUACUUCUACAAGAGCUCCUCUCUGGUGCACGAGGGAAUGAUAGUGGUCCAGAACAGUGGCCUCACUGGAGAUACCACCAGCGCCACCGUUGAGAUAGAUCGACGAAUGCUUGACUUCUGUGUGGGUCUGGAUACUGAGUUCUCUGAGAUCGUGGAGGGAUCUCAUCUCUACUUCCCCAAGACCAAGUUUGACUCUGUCAUCCUCCCCAAAGAAAAGAAGGAGUUGAUAUUAUCGACAGUGAGCAACUUCGAAGCGUACAAGAGAUGUCGCAAGAAGAUGGGUCUUGAUGAUGUCAUCACGUAUGGAGCUGGGAUGGUGCUGUUGUUCCAUGGACCACCUGGCACUGGCAAGACCAUGAUGGCCAACGCACUCGCUAACAAACUGGGCAAGAAAGUGCUUCUUAUCAACUUCCCAUCUCUUGGCUCAAUGACGGCUGGUGAGAACUUCAAGUUCAUCUUCCGAGAGUCAAAGAUCAACGACGCCAUCUUGUUCUUUGAUGAGUGUGAGGCCAUCUUUGAGAGUCGGGAACUUGGCGGACACAGCGUCAACCUCCUGCUCACUGAGAUAGAGAGACAUGAUGGUCUAAUCAUCCUGGCCACCAAUCGACCUUAUGACCUUGAUGAAGCCAUGCAUCGGCGCAUCAUGGUUGCCAUAGAGUUCCGACAACCUGACCACCUCCUCCGCAAGACUAUCUGGCAGACCCACCUUCCAGAGCAGAUGAUACUGGCUGACGAUGUAGACCUGACUGAGCUGGCUCUGAGGUUUGAGUUGACUGGUGGGUUCAUCAAGAACGCCAUUCUCUCUGCUCUCUCCAUAGCCGUGUCACGUGAUGGCGACGCCCCCAUCGUGGAACAGAAGGACCUCCUCCAGGGAGCUAACCUACAGCUCAGGGGUAGACUCAGGAUGAAGGACUUUGAUCGACGAGUGGUACCAAACGCUGGACUGGAUGAGAUCAUUGUGGAGGAUGAUAUCAUGAGACAACUCAAGGAGAUCGUGCAGUUUGAGAAGGCCAGGGCUGUCUUGUUUGGUCAGUGGGGCUUUGCUCGUCGCAACCAUCAGAACCUCACCAUUCUCCUGCAUGGCCCACCGGGUACUGGUAAGUCAGUACUAGCAGAGGCCAUUGGCUACGAGGUGGGGAAGCCACUCAAGGUAGUCAACUGUGGUGAGCUGCUCAGCAAGUGGGUGGGAGAGAGCUCCAAGAAUAUUGACUCCAUAUUUGCUGAGGGUCGACAAAGCGACGCCAUCUUGGUGUUCGAUGAAGCAGAGGGUCUGUUCGGACAGAGGACUGAAAUGAGUACGUCUACAGAUCGCUAUGCCAACGUGGAUGUGGGGGUGCUCCUCUACCAUAUUGAGCGAUACACUGGUAUCAUCAUCCUCACCACCAACCUCAUCCAGAACAUUGACAAGGCAUUCUUCAGACGCCUCCGCUACAUCCUGCAGCUUGACGUGCCUUCCCAGGAACUCAGGGUCAAACUCUGGAAGCUGAUUAUUCCCGAGGAGGCACCACUGGCUGAUGACGUUGAUUACCAGAAGCUGGCACAGUUUGAAAUGGCUGGUGGGAACAUGAAGGGGGCGGUGUUUAGAGCAGCUGCAAGAGCAGCACUCAGGGAUGAAGAGGAUCGUAGGAUCACACUCCAGGAUCUAAUGGAGGCAGCUCAGGAGGAGGUGGGCAAAGCCACACCCAGGAUGGGGUUCAGGAGGCAGGACUCUGAUGCUGCCAGAAUGUUCAAUUAAACCACUCUCAUACAAUAUUUAGAUGAGCAAUAGACUGACUGAUUAUUUUAUAGGAGUUCUUUGGAUAUUUUUAAUACCGUGUUGUUAUUGUAUUUUAACUUUCCUCAUUUUUAUAACGAUUGAAAAUUUAAAAAUC
This is a messenger RNA of Halichondria panicea, 3565 nucleotides long. RefSeq lists its product as uncharacterized. The transcript is spliced from 19 exons. Gene Ontology annotation, biological process: proteasome-mediated ubiquitin-dependent protein catabolic process. The record is from RefSeq and is a predicted model, not a curated record. Bases 151 to 3429 code for a protein of 1092 amino acids. Gene Ontology annotation, molecular function: ATP hydrolysis activity; ATP binding; proteasome-activating activity. Lineage: Eukaryota; Metazoa; Porifera; Demospongiae; Suberitida; Halichondriidae. Gene Ontology annotation, cellular component: proteasome regulatory particle, base subcomplex.